Molecule: messenger RNA, 909 nt
Organism: Aspergillus chevalieri
Lineage: Eukaryota; Fungi; Ascomycota; Eurotiomycetes; Eurotiales; Aspergillaceae
Gene: GGC1
Product: putative mitochondrial GTP/GDP transporter Ggc1
Exons: 7
Coding region: 1-909 (302 amino acids)
Cellular component (GO): mitochondrion
Molecular function (GO): guanine nucleotide transmembrane transporter activity
Source: RefSeq, a predicted model, not a curated record
AUGUCUCCCGCACCUGCUUCCAACGAUGUGAAGAAGGAGUCCGCGACGGCCCGUCUUCUGGGUUCCGGAACCGCUGGUAUUGCCGAAUUGAUGGUUUUCCAUCCUGUCGACACUACUGCGAAGCGAUUGAUGAGCAACCAGUCUAGGAUCACCUCUGCAAGCGCCUUGAACCAAGUCGUCUUUAAAGAAUACGCCACUGCUCCUCUUGGUCGCAAGUUCACCUCCCUCUUCCCGGGAUUGGGGUAUGCCGCCGGUUACAAGGUUAUGCAAAGAAUCUACAAGUAUGGUGGCCAGCCAUUCGCGCGAGACUACCUGGCUAAGCACCAUGGCUCCGACUUUGACAAUGCUUUCGGAAAGGGAACUGGCAAGGCGAUUAUGCACGCUACUGCUGGAAGUUUGAUUGGUAUCGGAGAAAUUGUCCUUCUGCCUCUCGAUGUUCUUAAGAUCAAGCGCCAGACAAACCCCGAAGCCUUCCGUGGCCGUGGUCUGUUCAAGAUCAUCUCUGAUGAGGGUAUGGGACUUUACCGUGGCGCUGGCUGGACUGCCGCCCGUAAUGCUCCUGGAUCUUUUGCGCUCUUCGGUGGUUCUGCUUUCGCCAAGGAGUACAUUUACAGCCUGACGGACUACAACUCGGCCUCGUGGUCGCAGAACUUCGUUGCCUCGGUUUGCGGUGCCAGUGCUUCGCUGGUUGUCUCUGCUCCUUUGGACGUCAUCAAGACUCGUAUCCAGAACCGCAACUUCGAGAACCCCGAGUCCGGCUUCCGUAUUGUGUCCAACAUGAUGAAGAACGAGGGUUUCACCAGUUUCUUCAAGGGACUGACUCCCAAGCUGCUGAUGACCGGCCCCAAGCUUGUGUUCAGCUUCUGGCUGGCUCAGACUCUGAUCCCCGCCUUUGGCCAGGUUGUAUAA